CGCAGUGCAGGUAUCCACCAGUGCCGCGGAGCGGCUGGUUUUCACGGUGGACACGAUCGAGACGCUGACGAAGAUCAACCUCGGAAAGGGGAUCCGCGACUGCCACCGCUGCCGAGAGGACUACCCGACGUGCGGCGCGUACAGCGAUUUGGUGACUCCGAGGACCUUGGAGCAAGAGCGGCUCUACGUGUUGGCGAAGGAGCGGGGCAUCGCGACGGCGCUCGGGCUGGGGGACGGACAGUCCAAGGGGCUUUCCCUGCAGCUCACACUGGG
Amoebophrya sp. A120 is the source of this 273-nucleotide messenger RNA. Lineage: Eukaryota; Dinophyceae; Syndiniales; Amoebophryaceae. The record is from the annotation of a GenBank genome assembly.